AUGGCGCCUCGCUGGUUUGGGAAAGUCGGAUUCGGCACCAAGAGGUUGGUGCAGGCUACCCCACCCCCAUCAGCAUCACCAGCACCGUCUCCGCCCCAGUCUGACUCUUCAACGGCAAUCCAAGUGGCAUCUCGGCCAGUCGCCGAUCCAUCUUCUGUGACAGAUUCCGAUAUCUGUUCCCUGCCGAAUCUACAAGAGUGGCUUUGGAACAAGGCUUAUGAUGAGCUUGCAUCGAGCGAGCCUAAGCUGGUCGAAGGAUAUGAGAAGAUUCUAUCAGCUGAACUAUACCGAAGUGGCUCAACUCCUGUCACCACGCAACCGAUGGAAAAUAAGAUAGAGAGAACCCGAAAGGCCAGGUGUCUCCAAAUGCAGCAAUUGGUGCAGGAAGGACUGAAACGGACGGGAAAGGUCGCGUCUUUGAAACGAGGCAUUGACGAAAGCUCACAAGCAGUGGAAGCAGUGAGAGAAGUAGUGAGCAAUGCGGUCCAUGCUGCUUCGGGAGCUGCUAUAGCCUGGUCCGGCGUCUGCCUCGGAUUAGAGAUCCUUUCGAACCCUAUCACUGAGGCGCGUGAUAAUCGUAACGGCAUUACCUACGUCCUGUCGAGAAUGGAGUGGUACUGGAACUUGGUGUCGUUGCUUCUCGACGAGAAUAAGGCUGAACAGUCUGUCGCAGGACUGCGAGCCCGACUAGAGAACCAUAUCGCUCAACUCUAUAAGAAUCUUCUCGCCUACCAGAUGAAGAGUGUAUGUCUUUAUCACCGAAACUGGGCUGUUACUAUCGGAAGAGAUCUCCUCAAAAUCGAUGCUUGGGCUGGUCAUCUCAGUGGGAUACACGAAGCUGAGCUUGCUGUGCAAAGAGAUAUGGAACAAUACAAUACUGAAGAGAGCAAGGUGCGACUUCAAAAUCUCGUCGACUCUGCGAAGGCUACUGAGACAAAUCUGCAAGGCAUCCAUUCAGCAAUCCAGGACCAAACGCGCCAACAAGAGAAGAGAUAUCAAGAUGACAAAGAUGAACAAUGCCUCAGAGAUCUGCGCGAAACUGACCCUCGUGAUGAUAGGACACGCAUCCAGAGCACCAAAGGUGGCCUACUGAGGGACUCUUACCGCUGGAUCCUAGAACAUGAUGACUUCAAAAGAUGGCGUGACGAUUCGCAAUGCCAACUGCUCUGGAUCACGGGCGACCCUGGCAAGGCAAGACGAUGCUUCUAUGCUACUGAAGACCGUUUGAGUAAUGCGACAGCCGUGCUUCGUGGUCUAAUCUACCUCCUUGUUCAACAACAGCCAUCGCUUAUCCCACACAUCCGCCAGAAGUACGACCACGCGGGGAAGCAACUUUUCGAGGAUCUGAAUGCGUGGGAAUCAUUGUCCAAGAUCUUGACCGCUAUGCUCAAUGAUCCAAGCUUAGAGGGUGCCAUCUUAAUUAUAGAUGCACUUGAUGAGUUCGUAACUGGCAAGACAUUGAGGAAAGGCUGGAUCGGACUGAGUCUCGAGUUGAACAAGAACUCAACUUCCAAGGCUGUCGAGACGUACAUUGCAUACAAGGUGGAACAAUUGGCCCGCGACAAGAAUUACGACCAAGAAACAAAACAAGCUGUUGAAAAUCACUUAAUUUCAAAUGCUGACGGCACUUUCCUCUGGGUAGCCUUGGUCUAUCAAGAGCUCGCAGAUCCUAAGGUUAGGAAACGACACACACUCAGCAAGUUGCAGUCGUUCCCUCGGGGGCUUGAUUCGCUAUACGGCCAAAUGAUGGAGCAUGUGCGUGAUUCAGAAGACACUGACCUUUGCAGAGAGGUCUUAGCCAUUGCUUCGACAGUAUAUCGACCCGUUAAACUGGACGAACUAAAAGCUCUGGCACAGUCGCUUACAGACAUGGACAAGGAAGAGAUCAAAGAAGUUGUUGGCGCCUGUGGUUCUUUCUUGACACUUCGCGAGGACUUCAUCUACUUCGUGCACCAAUCUGCGAAGGAUUACCUACUUAAAAAGGCUUUUAGCUACAUCCUACCUCCCGGCACCGCGCAUCAGCAUCGAGCUAUGCUUUUGAACUCACUGCAAUGUCUAUCAGAAACUCUUCAGCGAGAUAUUUAUGGGGUAAAGGCUCCAGGACUUUUCAUCGACGAAAUAUCAAUACCCGAUCCCGAUCCAUUGUCUGCGGUUCGGUAUUCUUGUAUAUACUGGGUUGACCAUCUCGAUGAAUCAGAAUUCGACACAGAGGUGGGAAAAACCGCCCUAAGCGAUGGGGGUGCAGUUCACGAAUUCUUUAAAACUAAGUACCUUUAUUGGUUGGAGGCUCUCGGUCUCUUACGCAUCAUAGUGGAAGGGAUUUUGGCAAUGGAGAAACUUGAACGUUUCAUGGUGAAAAUCGGGUCUAAUAAACUGAAAUUGACGAUUCGGGAUGCUCGCCGCUUCAUUCUCUCCAAUAGGCGAGUAAUAGAGAUUGCUCCAUUACAAGCCUAUGUGUCAGCUCUCGUGUUUAGUCCUACCAAAAGCCUAGUCAGGGAAUUCUUCAAAAAGGAAGAGCCGAGCUGGAUUAGGCUAGCCCCUAAGUUUGAGUCAGACUGGGAUUCAUGCGUCCAAACGCUUGAGGACCAUUCGCAAGAGGUGAGGUCCCUCGCCGUGUCGCCAGAUGGGCAUCGCCUUGCCUCUAGCUCCUAUCACAAUGAAGUCAAGGUCUGGGAUAUAGCAACGGGAGUAUGCGUAAAGACCUUUGCGGAUCAUGAUGAGCUGCAGAGGGUCGCGAUCGCCUUCAUAGACAGCCAGAGGCUCGCCUGCGCCUCUCAGAACAAAGCAAUCAAGAUCAUGGAUAUAGCAACAGGGUUAUGCGUGCAAACACUAGAAGCGAGUGGCUAUGCAUAUUCUGUGGCCACUUCAGGUACACAAUACCUCGCGACCUGCUCUGACGACGAUAGCAAGAUCUUCGACAUAGCGACAGGUGCAUGCCUGCAAACACUUGUCGGUCAUGAAGGACGGAUGUACUCGGUGGCAUUUCUGAAUAGCCAACAACUCGCCUCAGGCUCUCGCGAUCGAACAAUCAAGAUCUGGGAUAUAAGCACAGGGUCAUGCGUGCAAACGCUUGAAGGGCAUAGCGAUGAAGUGACGGCCGUGGCUGUCUUAGAUGACCGAAGGCUCGCCUCGGGCUCCGCUGACAAGACCAUCAAAAUGUGGGAUAUACCAACAGGCACAUGCCUGCAAACACUUGAAGGCCACACUCAAUUGAUAUACUCAGUGGCGUUCUCGGCGGACAGUCAGCGACUCGCAUCAGGUUCAGCAGAUGGUAUGGUCAAGGUCUGGGAUAUACUAACUGCAACAUGUAUGGAGACUUUUGGUGUCCAUGGUAAUAUGGAUCUAGGAACUAGCUCAUAUGCGCAAAUUCCCCAUGGCUAUGGAUUUGAGGUAACGUCAGUAGUGUUCACAACAGAUUUCCGGUGGCUUGUCGCCGGUUCGAAGGACAGAAAGGCGAGGAUAUGGGAUGCGACAACGGGGGAAUGCGUAAGGACGUUUGAAGGCCACCAUGAUUCAGUGUUGUAUGUGGCCAUCUCAUCGAACAGUCGGUUGCUCGCCUCAGCUUCCAGAGACAAGACGAUCAAGAUCUGGGAUACAACAACAGGAACGUGUUUUCAGACACUAAAAGGUCAUAUAGGUUUAGUUGCAUCUGUUUCCAUCUCAACAGAUGGCCAAUGGCUUGCCUCCGGCUCGGUUAAUUGUACAGUUAGGGUGUGGGACAUGAAGACAGGCCAAUGUGUGCACACACUUGAGGGCCAUACUAGUCGGGUGAGCUCGGUAGUCUUCUCGCCAGAUGGCCAUCAGCUCAUCUCGGGUUCAUACGUUUCCACGUUUAGGCUUUGGGAGGUACCAACUGGUAAAUGCCUGCAGGUCUUUGAGGGGCCUGAUUUCUUUCCGCACUUGGCAGCCUUCUCGGCAGAUAACGAGUACCUCGCCAUGGUCACUCAUGAUAGCGGAUUGGAGGGUGAUACGAUUAAAGUCUGGCAUACGGCGACUAGAACUUGUAUACAGACCCUCAAGGUCGACGCUCGGAUUACCCAAGUUUCGUUCGACUCUACGACAAGCUCUCUGCUCUCUACCAAUAUGGGAUUUCUAAGUUUGGAUCUACAGAGUCUACCACCUUCGAUUGGAAAUAGGUCAACCACUACUGGUAUUCAAGAAGCUAAACACUUCGGCAAUAGGAUACGCGUCGAUCGUGAAUGGAUUAUGAAAGGUCAACAGGAGAGGUUGCUUUGGCUACCUGCGGAGUAUCGCGCAUGCUCAUCGGCUGUGGCAAGGUCAACAAUAGCUCUUGGUUGCCUCUCAGGUCGUGUACUCUUCUUAAGCUUCUCUUGA
Molecule: messenger RNA, 4335 nt
Organism: Clonostachys rhizophaga
Lineage: Eukaryota; Fungi; Ascomycota; Sordariomycetes; Hypocreales; Bionectriaceae
Source: the annotation of a GenBank genome assembly